AUGAAAUCAAAAAAGAAGACCGCCUCUCGCAAGGAUGACCAGGCCGCUGCGACCACUCAUUCGUCCAGACAUCGUCGGGGUCAGAAAGAUGUGGCCGCGCUGCUGCACUCCACGCCCUCCAGAAGAACGCGCGCAUCGCGCAAGGCGCAAAAGCCGUCGAGCACUGGCGCGAACGUGACGCCGACGCCGACGCCGACGCCACUGGAGGGGCACGGCGCGGUGCCGCCGCCGCUUCAAGUACAAGUCUACCCGACACCGUUCUUCGGCCAGCUGCCCGUCCACCAGACGUACCUGAUGCCGUCGCCGCAGCAGUCGCCCGUCACGUAUUUGGCCGUCGGCGACGUUGGCAGCGUAGGAAGCGAGGCCAGCCUCUCGACGUCCGCCGAGGCUGAAGCCGUCCUCAUGUUGCCCAGGCCGGGUGACAUGACGAACGGCGCGGGCAUGUUGUACGGGGAACAGGUCGGUGAAGGGGCAGUGCCUUGCAGCUACCCUGCCCUGGUGGUGCGGGGUCGGCCCAAGGCUGCCCUGCGUUACUCGGAACCGAGCUAUGAUGCCACGGCCACAACUACUGCCACCACCAACAGCGACUGGCCGGCGCGGCGCAGAGUCAUUCCCGACGCCCGCAACAUCAGGCCUGGUAAUGUUGUCCAGCUUAAAGGUAUCCUUAACUUGAAAGGCCAACGCGCAGCCGACAACGGCAUUGCAGGCGUAGGACCGGAGCCUCUGCUGUGCAUGUAUCAGUGCACCGAGAACAUGGCGAACGAGACGGCGCCGAUGCCGGACGAGUUCUGCGACCUCGUCUACUACCAGCUGGACGAGAGGUACACCUUUCUGGAGUGGCCCAAUUCCACCUGCAUACGGCAGCUCGUGCUCACUGCCUCGGCAUCGAAGACGCGCAAGUACGGCAUCACCGUGCACAGCACGCAAGGCGACGAGUCGUCGGAACAACUGAAGACUUCCACCGGUGUGACACAAUUUAUUAAGCUUUGGAAAAAUAACGUGAGACACCACGGGCUCACGUUUGUCAGCGGCACAUACGGCACGUUGAACACGCUCGCACGCUUCAACCUCAACAUUCUGGGCCGCUUCAAGUCACUCCAGGUUGCAGCAAACUCAAUGACCGGCCAAAGGGGCCACCGCCGAUACGUGCUAUUGGGCAUACAAGCGUGGUUCGCAAACUUUUCCGCGGAAAAAGUUGCCCUCGCUGCUGUCCUCAAGAAAAUUUCCAUGUCGCAGCCAGUAAACCUGCUUGUCGUGUACACCCACAUCUGGCACUGGCCCACUACGCAGUGCAUCGUCUCCGGGCCGACCAUUCUGAGCAACAACUUGCACGUGCCCCUCCCCGCUAUGGACACAACCGUGGAGUUGGUGAACGCGGCGGAGAUCCCCAAAUACGUGACCGUGCUGUUGUCGCUGAGCGCGAUAGUGUCCCGUUUCAUAAUGGAGUCCGGUUGGGACACUGUGGCGAUGUACGGAAGCCAAUGCGUCGACCGAGAAGCCGUGCCUUAUUCUAACGUCUGCGAUGGAACCAACGUUUUGAAUCCAGGCAUAGUACCGGAAGCCAGUGUGGCCAUUGCACACGUCUACAAGGAAAACGGAGUGACUCAGGCCACAUACGAAACAGCGGACACGAUUAAACCCAAGGUCGACUACGCCUACCGGUACCUGGGUCGCAGGAACUUCGGCUGGGCCAUUCACUAUCUCAUCGGAGGCAAGCUGAACGAUUCUUGCCCCCAGCUUGGCAUGGACGGAGAGGACGUUGUCGCAACCGCCGUUCUGCAGACUAAGAAGUCUUGGAGACGGUGGCGCUGGAUGUUCCCGCUUUGA
Rhipicephalus sanguineus (brown dog tick) is the source of this 1827-nucleotide messenger RNA. RefSeq lists its product as uncharacterized. NCBI's taxonomy places the organism in Eukaryota, Metazoa, Arthropoda, Arachnida, Ixodida, Ixodidae. Bases 1 to 1827 code for a protein of 608 amino acids. The record is from RefSeq and is a predicted model, not a curated record. The transcript has 10 exons.